AGCGCGAUGAAAUUCGCUUGCCUUUCCUUUCGACAGCCCUACGCGGGGUUGGUUCUAAACCGAGUCAAAACAGUAGAGACUCGUUGGCGUCCUUUGCUAGUAGGUUACAAGAACUGCACCAUUGCUAUUCAUAUAGCUGUUAAGGACUGGGAAGAUGAAACGUGGAGAGAAAUUCUUCUGAAUAGGUUCGGCAUGACACCAAAACAACUGCAAGAUUUGUUGGAUGACGGGGAAAAAUUUGGCAGAGGAGUUAUUGCAGGAUUAAUUGACGUUGGAGAGACAUCACUAUAUCCAGAAAACCUGCCUCCUGAAGAGAUUCUGGAGCUGGAGAAGAAAGCUGUCCUCAGUAAUCUAGAACAGAAAUACUUGACUGUUGUUUCAAAUCCCAGGUGGCUUCUGGAACCAGUUCCUGCCAGAGGGAGAAGAGGGGUGUGGUACGUGGACAUCCCUGAAGAACUGAUCCCUUCAGAAGUUUAG
This is a messenger RNA of Cinclus cinclus, 477 nucleotides long. RefSeq names its product EOLA-like protein. The record is from RefSeq and is a predicted model, not a curated record. The coding region runs from base 7 to 477 and encodes 156 amino acids. NCBI's taxonomy places the organism in Eukaryota, Metazoa, Chordata, Aves, Passeriformes, Cinclidae. The transcript is spliced from 2 exons.